AUGUCAUCUAACAAUAACACAAGCAUUACAUUAGCAAUUCUUCAACUUCAAAGUGCUUUUCGAUAUUCAAGCCUUAUUUUAGGAUUUAUUCUAUUGAUCGGUGGUGUACUCGGAAAUAUUCUUAACAUCAUAGUCUUCAUUAGAUUUGGAAAUUACAAGAAUAAUGCAUGUUCACUUUACAUGUUUGUUCGUACUUUUCUGGAUCUCUUCAUUCUUCUUGUUGGUCUAACCACUCGAAUUCUUACUACAGGUUUUCAAAUGGAUUUUACUAUAAUGAAUCGAAUUUGGUGUAAAACGCGUGGAGGUUUUACCGAUAUUAAUAGUGAAGGUACAUAUACUUUGAUUUGCUUACAAGCUAUUGAUGCUUUCAUUUGUUCUUCUCCAUCUGUUAUUGUACGACAAAAGAGUAAUAUUCGAAUAGCACGAUAUUUAAUACUUGGUACUCUUUGUUUUUGGUCUAUUUAUGAGAUACCCUACUUUAUUUUUCAAGAUCUUGUUAUCGUAGGAGGCACUCCCAUGUGUAUCACAACAAAUACAAUUUAUGCUCAGUAUCGUAUCUAUGUUUCCGGUCUUGGUAUUAUUACUAUUACUCCAAUUACUGUGAUAUCAAUUUUUGGUUAUCUCACUGUCCGACAUAUGAAAACUAUCGGUGUAACGAGAACACUUUCUUCUCUUACAAGACAAACAAUUAGCAUGGCACUAUUUCAAAUAGUUGCUGUAUUAGUAUUUAAUGUCCCAAAUACAGCUUCGCUAAUUUACUCAAUUAUUACAGCAAAUGUAGCUAAAGAUACUUAUAGGCGGACAGUGGAACAGUCAAUUACUUCAUUUAUUUCUACUUAUGCUUGUGGUCCAUAUGCAAGUUCAUUUUAUUGUUAUUGUUUAUCAAAAAGAUUUCGAAAUCAGUUGGUGGUUUCUCUCAAAGAGAUCGUUGGCAGUAUACGUAAGAAUCAAGUGUUUCCAAAUACUCAACGAAGUGGCACUCGUACUUAA
Molecule: messenger RNA, 990 nt
Organism: Adineta steineri
Lineage: Eukaryota; Metazoa; Rotifera; Eurotatoria; Adinetida; Adinetidae
Source: the annotation of a GenBank genome assembly